Molecule: messenger RNA, 8387 nt
Organism: Coregonus sp. 'balchen'
Lineage: Eukaryota; Metazoa; Chordata; Actinopteri; Salmoniformes; Salmonidae
Source: the annotation of a GenBank genome assembly
UCUUCAUCAGGCACUCUAUCCAACGCAGCAAUUACUACUAUCCAGCCACUAUCUAAUACAGCCAGUGUAGUCCAACCAUCCAACACAGCCAACUCAGGCCAACCAUCAAACACAGCCACUUCAUCCAGUGCAGCCACACCAUCCUGUACGACACGUCGAUGUCUGGCCAGCAUGCUGAUUGCGAAAGAAGCUCUGAGUCAGCCACAGUCUCGACGGUGCAUCUCAAUUAUUCGUGUGCCGUUAAUAGUGUACGAAACUCUGUCUGUCGUAAGUCCCUUUCUGUUCCUUUUAAUUUAGUUUUGUACAAUGUGAUGAGUUUCAGAGAUAACCUAUUGACAUUUCUAUCAUUAUGUGAUGAUGAAUUAUUCUCUUCCUAAUAGGACACAAAAAACCUCCGCUUCGAGAGUCGUCUGGAAGUCCCGCUGGUAUGUACACUCUUAGAUAAAAAGGUGCUAUCUAGAACCUAAAAGGGUUAUUCGGCUGUCCCCAUAGGAGAACCCUUUGAAGAACCCUUUUUGGUUCCAGGUAGAACCAUUUUGGGAACAGAGGGUUCUACCUGGAACAUUUUUUUUUUUACAUUUGAGUCAUUUUAGCAGACACUCUUAUCCAGAGCGACUUACAGUUAGUGAGUGCAUACAUUUUCAUACUGGCCCCCCGUGGGAAACGAACCCACAACCCUGGCGUUGCAAGUGCCAUGCUCUACCAACUGAGCUGCAGGGGACUUAAAGGGUUGUCCUAUGGGGACAGCCGAAUAACCCUUUUGGAACCCCUUUUUCUAAGAGUGUACGCACAAAACAUCCAGGGAGACAUUUAAGUAAAUGUGACAUUUUGUAAUACUACUCAUGAUUAUAAUUCUAAACUACAGUCUUGGGAAGACCCUGACUUAUCAUGGGACACAUCAGUCUAUCAUCAUGAUAUGGUGGUCCUGCCUGUCAGCAAAAUCUGGACUCCUGAUCUCCAUGUGACUAAUGGGUGAGUCCACUUACAACAGAAUACAAUAGCCUGUUAUGUUUAUAUAUAUUUUUUUCAUUUAGAUUUUAUAAUAUUAGUCAAUUUAUGUGUGAUCUUCUAAAUAGCGAGUGAAACAUGGACAGAAUUAGAGAUACAGUACUAAUAUGUUUUGAUUGGCCAAAUGUUUAGGUGUGACAGUUUUAGUAUAUCAAUCCUCAGUUGUCUGUCCUCAACCUCUCGUGUCUAAAGAGUGCAAACAACGAUGAAGCAUGGCAACAAGGAUUUGCUGGUGCACAGCAAUGGGACCGUAGAGCACAUGGUCAUCAUGAACACUGUGGUGGGCUGUGAGGUCAAUCUAUACAACUACCCCUUCGCUUCAGAUUUCUGUGCCAUCGCCCUUAAUGUGUGGGCAAUUAGUGGUAAGUGCAUAAUUUCAAACCUAAUUUUGCCUGCUAAACGGCUCUUGCACACAAUUACUUACCAAAGAUCUUACUAACCAAAAACAACAACAACAAAAUGUUUGUCUGUAUAGCCUAAUGCAAUUUAGUAUAUAAUGCAUUUCAGUUUAUUUGUCGUUGUCACGUUCGUUGACAGACGGGUCAGACCAAGGCGCACCGUGAUAUACGUACAUGUUUAUUUAAACUGAAUAAACACCACGACAAAACAAUAAACGUUUAGAAGGUAUUACAGAAAACAAACCUUACACGGAGCAAGAUCCCACAACUAGACAGUGCCAAUAGGUCCCCAAUCAGAGACAACGAGCGACAGCUGCCUCUGAUUGGGAACCACACCGGCCAACAUAGAAAUACACAUACUAGAUAAUAAACAUAGAAAACGCACAACAAAGAAUAUACACACCCUGACUCAACAUUUAGCGUCCCCUGAGUCAGGGCGUGACAGUCGUCUUUGGAAUUUUCGAUGCAUCCUGACUGUCUAGUAUUUAUUUAGGUGCUUGUUAGUGGGCUGGACACAGUGGGGCCAUACUUGCGAACAUUAUAAAACAUUUUAGUUAAAGUUUAAGCAUCAGACAAUUGUUGACGUAGUUGUACGUGAUCAAAGGCUGCAUGAUAGCUGUUCCCAUUACAUAACCUGGCAGAUUUAGCCAUAUGCUAACCUCACCAGGUGGCAGUGAUUAUUUCCUGUAACAAAUUCCACAUCAGCCUAUCAAAGAUCUUAAACUUUUUUGUUGUUUCCCCUACUACAGAUUGUAUCUUUAACUAAAGUUAACUUCCAAAUUAAUUAGGUUAAAUUCAUAAGUUAAGAACAAAUAAGAAUUAUAUUAACAACAUAACAGAUGCAAGCUAUAAUUGUUUUGUAUAGCCUAGUUCAAGGCAGUAGCGUGAAAUAGAAAAAUGUGUGGGUAAAUGGUAAGCUUUAGCCUAGCCUCAAAGCAGAAGUUCAGGAUUUUACAACUUGAUGUUAGAUGGUUCUUCACCCUAAAAGUAGUAUGGGCCAGGAGAAACUGUAAUCCAUGGUUCGGUUUUCUCUGAACAAACUUCAGCUAACUUUAGCCACCGCUAACAAAAAAUCAAUGCGAGUGAUAGGGGCAAUCAUGCAAUUGUCAAAAUGUCCAUUGUAUAAAAGUUACUUUUUAUUUGUGUGGUAGUUUUUCCACCUCCUCCUGAGAACCAAGAUAAAAGUGAACCAAGAGCCAAAAAUCAAGGAAUGAACCAAACCAAACAUUUUGUGAAUCAUUACACCCAUAAUGCCUAUUGAUAUAAACAAAAACAAUUGUGUUAUAAGCUGUGGUAUGAUCUUUGAGUGAGUGAACUAGUAUAAAAUAUCUGCUUUUCCAGGAUGUGGCAUGUUCCUGACCUUUGGGAAUGUGAGCAAAACUAGCGCAAACCGCGGGGACUGGCUAACCGAGGCAGUGGAACUCAAUGCUAAAGGAGGCAGAGAUGAUCGCAACUAUCUAUGGGUUAGUGAGUGCUCCUGGUGAUUUUUUUUUUUUUUUGGGACAUAUAAAGAUACCUUACUCUUCCUAUUUUUAAGGGCAUAGAUUUAAAAAAAAUUACACUCAAAGACAAUACAUUUACUCAAAAACAAAUUAUUUCUGCCUGGCUUACCUGUCUGACUUCACAGGUGUCGCUGAAAAUGCGGCCCGAAAACCCGUUUCUGUCCCUGGUCCUGCCCAGCAUACUGAUCAUCUUGGCUGAUGUGGUGAGCUUCGCCCUGCCGCUGGGAGAGAGCAAGCGCAUCCCCUUCAAGGUUAAACUGGUUCUCAGCUUCAUCAUGUUCCUCAACAUCCUCAAGGACCUUCUGCCCGGAGGAGGCCAGUGCAGCCCCAUCAUCCGUGAGUAUCCUGUGUGUAAUGCACCAGAAUGAAACAGCAUUUUGUUAUAAAGGGUGCGUAUGUAACGGAGUUAUAGAGCGACUGCACCCUAAAAACCAACACAUUCCUUUGUAAACGGCCAAUCUGGCAUUGAUAUGAGUCAGAAACAUUUAUUCUAUUGUAGAGAGAGUUUUUGUCAUAAAAUCAGCCUAUUCCAAAACUGAGUUUGGUACCAGAGUGCGUCAAAACGUAAAUGAUGGUUGGGUUUGGAUUCCAAUCAUGUCAACAAUUCAUGCCCCCUUUUGCCCAGGUGGCACCGUGUUGUUUGUGGAAGAUUGGGCAAGUUCGUUUUGCCUGGUGGUCCUGCGUAGCUCAGGUAGAGCAUGGUGCUUGCAACGCCAGGGUUGUGGGUUUGAUUCCCACGGCGGACCAGUAUAAAAAAAGAAUAAUAUGAAAAUGUAUGCAUUCACUACUGUAAGUCGCUCUGGAUAAGAGCGUCUGCUAAAUUACGAAAAAUGUCAAAUGCAAUUGACUGGUAGAAAAUGAACCAAUGGAAUGGUUGUAAAUUAGCAAUCCCGCCCACCCGGGCUUGGAUGUAGCCAGCUUGGUUUCAAUAAUGUUUCUACUCAAACUGGCUAGCCAAAUGAUCCCUGCUAGCUAACGUUAGCGGAAUGUUAUCUAGCUAACUAACUACCCACUGGGCACAGACAUCAAUUCAAUGUCUAUUCCAUGUUGGUUCAACGUAAUUUCAUUGAAAUGACGUGGAAACAAUGUUGAUUCAACCAAUGUGUGCCCAGUGGGAAGCUAACUAAUUUCAAGUCAGAUUUGCAAAUUAAGCAGCUAGCGAGCUAGAAAACAACAUGACAACAACAUUGUCUAUAUUCUAGGGCAAAAAUUACAGUUCAAAUAAGGAAAUCAGUCAAUUGAAGUAAAUUCAUUAGGCCCUUAUCUAUGGAUUUCACAUGACUGGGAAUACAGAUAUGCAUCUGUUGGUCACAGAUACCAUUUUUUUUUUAAGUAGGGGUGUGGAUCAGAAAACCAGUCAGUAUCUGGUGUGACCACUAUUUGCCUCAUGCAGCGCGACACAUCUCCUUCACAUAGAGUCGGUCAGGCUGUUGAUUGUGGCCUGUGGAAUGUUGUCCCACUCCUCUUCAAUGGCUGUGCAAAGUUGCUGGAUAUUGGCGGGAACUGGAACGUGCUGUUGGAACACACAUUGAUCCAGAGCAUCCCAAACAUGCUCAAUGGGUGACAUGUCUGGUGAGAAUGCAGGUCAUGGAAGAACUGGGACAUUUUCAGCUUCCAGGAAUUGUGUCCAGAUCCUUGCGACAUGGGGCAGUGCAUUAUCAUACUGAAACAUGAGGUGAUGGUGGCAGAUGAAUGGCACGACCAUGGGCCUCAGGAUCUCGUCACUGUAUCUCUGUGCAUUCAAAUUGCCAUCAAUAAAAUGCAAUUGUGUUUAUUUUCCGUUGCUUAUGCCUGCCCAUACCAUAACCCCACCGCCACCAUGGGGCACUCUGUUCACAACGUUGCAAACCGCUCACCCACACAACGCCAAACACGCUGUCUGCCAUCUGCCCGGUACAGCUGAAACCAGGAUUCAUUCGUGAAGAGCACACUUCUCCAGCAUGCCAGUGGCCAUUGAAGGUGAGAAUUUGCCCACUGAAGUCGGAAAAAACUGCAGUCAUGUUAACACCCUGGUGAGGAUGACGAGCACGCAGAUGAGCUACCCUGAGACUGUUUCUGACAGUUUGUGCAGAAAUUCUUCGGUUGUGCAAACCCACAAUUUCAUCAGCUGUCCGGGUGGCUCAUCUCAGACCAUUAUGGGAUCAGCCAUCUUGCUUAAGGGGGAGAUGUGGCGAUAUGCUGAUAUCUACAGUAUCUAAUGAUGAUAUGUCAAGUUCAUAAACUGACAUGCACAGUACAACCUGUGAUGUUCUAUACUGAACAAAAAUAUAAACGCAACAUGUAAAGUGUUGGUCCCAUGUUUCAUGAGCUGAAAUCAAAGAUCCCAGAAAUGUUCCACCCACACAAAAAGCUUAUUUCUCUAAAAUGUUGUGCACAAAUUUGUUUACAUCCCUGUUAGUGAGCAUUUCUCCUUUGCCAAGAUAAUCCAUCCACCUGACAGGUGUGGCAUAUCAAGAAGCUGAUGAAACAGCAUGAUAAUUCCACAGGUGCAGCUUGUGCUGGGGAUAAUAAAAGGCCACUCUAAAAUGUGCAGUUUUGUCACAACACAAUGUGUUGUAGGACCGCUGAGCUGACUGCAUUCAACUCGCAGUAGUUGAUAUCGUUUCCAAGGUAACAUGUAUUUACAUGAAGUGAUGUAACGUUGAACUAAGUUGUAGGGUCUUUUCGCAGCAAGGUUUUGUAGAAUGAGUGACUCAUGAAACAUUCCAGACACUGGUUCUUGGCAUACUUUUGAUUUGACAGAGAAAUAUAUGCCAGCUAAGGUAAGACAGGCUAGCCAGCUCCCCCCCCCCCCCAGCUUGGCUAAACAUAUGUUCAACACAAAAUAUUAUCUAUUCGCCUCUUCUCUACUUUAGCCUACACAUAGAGCUGAAUUAGAUGACCAUCUUGAGAUGGCGAGUCACUCAGGUGGGGUGAAGUUCUCAACUUCAAAACGUCUCGCCAUAGCAAAGCUAGCUUAGUUUACCUUGCUGUCACUACACUAACGUUACUACCCUUUUAUGUAAUUGAAUGGUAAAGACACACCCAAGAAACACCCACAUCCAACCACACCCCAAAGAUAACUUUUGUUUGGCUUCAGUCAUGGCCGCUAGCAUUUUAUGAGACAAAUCUAAAAUGAGGCCAAAUCAGGACGUUCAGCCGCCCUUUAAGAAUGUGCAGUAAGCUCACUCCACAGCUAGCUUGAAAUGUUGCCAAGAGAGCUAUCAAAUUUGAUAUUUUUCUAUAGCACAAUUGGUUGGCACGUUGUCAAGGAGGACGGCCGAUGUUUGUGAGCAGAGGAUCACUAGUUCGAGCCCAGUGUGUUACAGGGACAGUAAAGGAAGCUAUACUGUAAGCAGCACACUGAUGUUGGUUUCAUGUAUACAGCACCUCUCUGCCACCAUAUAACACUCACACAUCUCUCUCUCUUGUUGUUCUCCAUAGGAAAGCACUUCUGUUUCUGUUUGGUCAUCCUGGUGUUGAGCAUGUUGCAGUCUAUGGUGCUCACACGUCUGGCUAAGUGUGGCACUCUCUGGCCCUGCAGCCGCUCCAAGUCCAAAGACUCACCGCUUAAAGACACAGACAAUGAAGAGGGUAAACUUUUUAAUUCUUCUGUCAUCUCAGUUACCCACAGAGCAAGAUAUAUUUUUCUGGUUGCCAAAGAAGACGUUAACAAAACGUCCUUAUUAGGGCUGUCAGAGUUAAGCAGUUAACUCAAGUUAACUUUUGGUAAUUUUUCGUGCACUAUCAUUUUUUGUUUUGUUUGAUUAAUCGCAUUGUCUAAAAGGGUUGAAAAUACACUGAAAACAUCCCAAAUACAUAACCUAUACUGCAAAAAUGUACAAUGCCAUGUAAAAAUAAGUUGACAUUGAGGUGAAAUAAAAUGUGCUUUCUCAAUUUACCAAAUUUAACAAACUGUUAUUUUGACAAAAUCAAGACAUUCAUAUUUUUGUAAUGUUCUUUUUUUGUAUAAAAAAAUGACAGCUCACUUUGGAGCAAAUUUGGAAUGUCAUUUUUUCUCUCUAAUUAAUUGUUUGACAGCCCUAGUCCUUAUACAACCCUUUAUAACCUGACCAUAAUGUCAUAAUGACUUUACUGCAACCAGUUUUACUGGGUAACCCAUUAAUCCUAAAAGCGCCAACAAGGGUACAUUUUGACCCCAAGUGGUAAAAAAAAUAUAUAAUAUUCAACCUUUUUUUGAUCCUUCUGACAUUUUUGGACUUUGCCAAGCAACUAGUUACCACCAAAAUAACGCAAUUUACUAUGAUUUCUGUGUUAAUAUGGAGGAAUGAAAAAUAAUACAUAUUUUGUUUACUAGAUUCAAUAGACUCAAUAGUAAACUUUGUGAUAAAAUCCCCAAAUUUGGAAUAGAGGUAGAUGUAUGUACCCUAAAAAGAUAUAGAUAUGGAGCGAACCCAGAUUUGGCCCCUUGGGGGCGUGGCAGCUACUAUAACUAAAAAAUUACAACAAAUUCAAAUACACAUUUAGCUUCCAGUCAAUGUCUCUAUACCAAGUCGAGAGAGUCUAAUCUUUCAGAUGCAAUUUGAACUGAAUUGAUAGCCCAUAGCAUUCCAAGGUUAGAGCUAAAAGUCUGAUUAUCGGCCAUAUUGGUGGCCAUCGUAGGUCGUACCAGAUUUAGCUCAAUCUGCAAUUUCUCAGCCUCUGAGUAUCACAGAAACACAACACUUUGAAUGAAUAACAGACAAAUGUUCAUAACAAGUGGCUAUGGAUGAAAUGUAUCGAAAUAUCUGUUCAAAACAUGAAAAACAUACAGAUGUUUAUUUUGAAACGGCAAAUGUGAAUAUAAAUGUGUGAUUUUGUAAAGAUAUAUGCUUAUUUUGGGGAAUUUAAACCAUUUUACUUGUGUUACAAAAGGUUAAUAAAAGAAAAAGUGUUACUGUUUGACUGUUUAUUUUUGCCAUCCAAUUUGGGGUCAAAUAUGACCCCUGUUGGCGCUUUUAGGAGUCGAAAUAUUUGGGCACUUUUAGGGUUAAAGAAAAUCAUCACCAUAAACAAGUCAAAAUGUAUUUUAUUAAUGCACAACCAUUCUUACCCUUUAGCUGCAGUUAAAGCAUGCAGUUGACGUCUUCCCAGCAUAUUUUCUUGUUACCAUCAUUUGUCUCGCCAGCUACUCCAUUUGAUGUUUAAUCUGUCACUGAAAACUAUGUCCUGAGUGGUUUUUACAAAAAUUAUGCUAUAUUAAUUGUUAUCAUUUUUUUUUCUCUCUCAUUUAAUUUGUCUAGAAUCCAGGCCUGAUAUUACUGUCAUCAAACUGAAAGCCUCAGAGGAAGAGAAGAAUUCACCCCUCCAGAAGGUGGUGAAGUUUCUCAACAAAAUGGCUGCACAAGACCAGAAAAAAGUUAGACACCAUCGCUUUGCCAACAAAGUGGACUUGAUCUGUUUCUGUAUCUAUCUCACCAUCCUCAUUGUUUAUACAGCCGUCAUUUCAUAUUUCUCCUUUGGUUCUCGAUGUGAGAUCGACCAUUUAGAAUUCUGGCAU